AUGACGCAACUCAAGUCGUUUGAGCUCCCAAUUGGGACUCAGCUUGCAUACCUCGCCGAAGGCGGCGCAAAUAUUAUUUACCGCAUUGUGUCCCAGGCAGACCACCAAAUUCUACCUGCUGAAUACAGAGGAAAGCUGCUACGACUCCGCAAGGAUACACCGGCCGGUGUUUCUUACCAGGAGAUUGCUCGAAAUUUUGACAGGGUCAUCCGUCCCCUUUUCAACCCAGAAGAGCUGGUGGACCAGGAACUGGUUUACCUACCAAAAGGCCUCUCCCAGCAAUGCAAUGAUCAGCUGCGUGCCGCUGAGCUUACUGGAAAGCGGCCGAAGCAAAGGCGGGGUGUGUAUCUGUCUGUUACAGAACCAUUUGGACUGCUGGUCACAGAUAUGACCUCCUUUGGCAAUCCUGGGACAGAUUUGGCUGAGCUAAAACCGAAAUGGCUUGUCCAGUCUCCAUCCGCUCCGGUGAGCGCUCGCAGAUGUCGCACCUGCGCUUUGCGGGAUAUGAAGAAUCACGAUGCUCGUCGAGUGGGUGCAUCGGAAGUGCGAUCAUUUUGCCCUCUGGACCUGGUAUCUGACAAGUUUGAGCAUGUUUUGCGCGCAACCAAGUUCGUUAAAGGAUAUAAAGACCAUACCCGGCUUGCGAAAGUUAUCUACCGGAAUCCUACGCUGUUAAAACUUCUAGCACACCAGAGGAGCAUGAAAGAUGUCGGGCUCUAUGGGCCCUCGCCGCUUUCGCGUGAUAAAUCAAUUGCAAUGACUCUUCGGGAUUGUACAAUGUAUAUCAAGAUGCCCAGAAGUGAGAAGGGCCGCGUCGAAAUCCGCCUCGGCGAUCUUGAUCUCAAAACCGCCGGCGGGGGCAAAGCCCAGUACUGGCUAGAACUAGAGCAUCGUUUGCUCAGCGAGGGCUGGUAUAUGGGCGCUAAAAACCAUACUCGUUCAUGCGACUGCGCUCUGCAGAGUCCACGAACGCAGCCACCUCCUUCUAUGUGA
Messenger RNA from Aspergillus nidulans FGSC A4, 993 nucleotides. Its product is annotated as inositol-pentakisphosphate 2-kinase. Bases 1 to 993 code for a protein of 330 amino acids. NCBI's taxonomy places the organism in Eukaryota, Fungi, Ascomycota, Eurotiomycetes, Eurotiales, Aspergillaceae. The record is from RefSeq and is a predicted model, not a curated record. The transcript has 2 exons. Gene Ontology annotation, molecular function: ATP binding; inositol-1,3,4,5,6-pentakisphosphate 2-kinase activity.